GAGCUCUCCGAACAACCAAUCAGCUCUCCGAAGGAAUACGGUAACGAGAAGACAACACCAGCCAAUGAGGAGCAUCAGCGAGCAGCGGUUGAAGUGCACCACGCAGAAGACGAGGACGGCUUGUUACCACCACCUCCUCCGCCACCUGAAAUUAAUUUCAGUGCAAAUGAAAAUAUUAAGAAUGAAGUCGGUGUGAGCCAUGACAUAAUCCCUCCACCACCUAAACCACCUGGACAAAAUGAUAUGGUAGACGGUGUAGAAUCACCGUCUACUUCUUACCUACAGUCAGCUCCACAAAAUAACGAUGAGCAAAACGCUGAAGAGGACAACGAAGAGAGUGUUAAAGAGACCACUUUUGAAGAGCGUGAAAUCACUGAUGAUGAAUGUGAGGAAAAUAUAGAUUCGCUGUUAGAGAAACCGUUUGCGGACGGAGAUAAACCUGGUAAAAUACCCAUUCCUGAAGAAGGUCAGAUGCGUGAAAAAAUCGUAUUGGCACAUCGCGGAGUGGAUUAUUUUGAUGUGUUACCCGAAGGUUGGGUUGAACUAACACAUACCAGUGGACUACCCGUAUAUUUGCACAAAUCUUCUCGAGUGUGCACGUUCUCGCGUCCUUAUUUCAUCGGUCCAUCGUCAGUCCGUCACCACCAUGUGCCUGAAUCAGCGAUCCCGUGUUUACACCAGAGACGAGUGUUGAGAGACCUGGACGAGAGUGCCAAGUUGUCAGCGGACGCCCUUCAGAAUGCACUGAAUAUGAAUAGUGAUAUGAAUGAGAGUGAUAAUAAAAAUAAAAGCAAUGAUAAUCUACUGAACGAAGAGAAAGCAAAGUUAAUCGCCACUCUACAAGCACCCAACACAAAAGUUCAAGUGAGAUUUGCAGAUUAG
Anisakis simplex (herring worm) is the source of this 882-nucleotide messenger RNA. NCBI's taxonomy places the organism in Eukaryota, Metazoa, Nematoda, Chromadorea, Rhabditida, Anisakidae. The record is from the annotation of a GenBank genome assembly.